AUGACGCCAGACAGUGCCACCUCCCUGCGCGAGUCCAUCUCCGUGCAUCAGACGUCGAGUCUUCACGGCGCCAUGCCACCGAGAUCCACCACCAUCAAUGUCCCGUCGAGGUCUCCCAAAGUACGCGCUCCGUUGUCGUCCUACCACGGGCGAUCCGUGUGCCUACCGUGCCGCUCACACCCAAUCCUCGCUCAUCUCCACACCCACAUCCGCUCCGUGCGUGCCUGGGCGCAGCAGGGCACGGCGGUGUUGGCCGCCUCCAUGGCCACGGGGCUAGCGCACGUAGACGCGCUCCAUGUCGCGCUCGACGACCUCCUCGACCUACCCGAGGCCCAGGCUGCGCUCUCCGGCGCCGGCGACAGCGUCGACCGCCUCCUGGACUCCUUUCUCCACCUCGCCGACGUGCACGGCUGCUUCCAGGAAGCCAUGGUGGUGCUCAAGCAGGACGUCUCCGAGGCGCUGGUGGCCGUGCGCCGUCGCGACGGGGCACGCCUGGCUUCCGUAGUGCGGUCGCAGUGCAGGACCGGGAAGGAAUUCGCGAGCCUUGCCGCCGCGGCCAGCGAGUGCGCCGUCAGGCCGUCCCGCCUGAGUAUCCUCGGCGGCAGCCAAGGCAGCGCGGCGGAGGUCGAGGUGACCGGGCUGCUGUUGGAGUCGGCUGUGGCCACCGUGUCGGCUUCGGCCGCACUGUUCGGGGCCAUGGCGACCAUGUUGGGGUCGGUGGCGGCGGAGUCGUGCUCGUGCAAACGGACAGCGGCGCUGGUGUCCCUGGUAACGAAGAAAAAGAAGAAGGCGUCGGCGCCGGGGUCGGGGUGGGCGGCGGAGCUACCUGUGGCUGCCGUGGCGGAAAGGCUGGAGGAGCUGGAGGAGUUCAUCGAGGAGAUGGAGGCCGGAAGCGAGAAGGUGUUCCCGAGCCUCGUGCAGACUAGGGUCGCGCUCCUCAACAUCCACACGCUCCACAUCUUCUAA
Molecule: messenger RNA, 966 nt
Organism: Triticum dicoccoides
Lineage: Eukaryota; Viridiplantae; Streptophyta; Magnoliopsida; Poales; Poaceae
Exons: 2
Coding region: 1-966 (321 amino acids)
Biological process (GO): root development; shoot system development
Source: RefSeq, a predicted model, not a curated record